Dromaius novaehollandiae (emu) is the source of this 2744-nucleotide messenger RNA. RefSeq names its product carbohydrate sulfotransferase 4-like. The record is from RefSeq and is a predicted model, not a curated record. Lineage: Eukaryota; Metazoa; Chordata; Aves; Casuariiformes; Dromaiidae. Gene Ontology annotation, molecular function: N-acetylglucosamine 6-O-sulfotransferase activity. The transcript is spliced from 4 exons. Gene Ontology annotation, biological process: keratan sulfate proteoglycan biosynthetic process; N-acetylglucosamine metabolic process. Gene Ontology annotation, cellular component: trans-Golgi network. The coding region runs from base 1 to 1998 and encodes 665 amino acids.
AUGGGGUGGCAGUGUUUGUAUAGUCAGGGGAGAAUAAAACCUGGUGAAAAUGACAGUUUUGUCAAUGAGCUGGUCAGAUGUUUGGGAAGCAUUCCCCGAAACGCCGAGCGUAGCACCCUGAACGCCGGGGGCCGUCGCUGGUGCCUGCGCAGCCCUGGCCACCGCAGCAGCAGGCCCCAGCGCCCCUUGGGCUGCCGGCGGGGCCAUGGCAGCCGCCCGCCCGCGCCGGCACUGCCGUCCACAGGAAAGGAAGGAGCUUCGAGGCCGUGGGGAGUGAAGGGGAAGCACGUCCCAGCCCACAAGCGUUGCCAGGCCUGCCAGUGCUGCGGCUGCGUCCCGGUGAGGGAGCGAUCCGAGCCCCGACCCUCCUCCCCCCGCCACCCGGCCGCCCCGAGUUCCUCGCCCCGCCAAGCUGCGGCCGCUGUGGCUCCACGAGGUCCACCCCGAGCCCAGCCCUGGCCGCGGGGCCGUCCCGCGCGCUGGAGCUCGGUGAGGCGGCAGCGUAGCAGAGGAGCAGCACCGGGCAGCAGAGCCCCGCGAAGCUCGCAGGCCUGCGAGGGCCGGCACACCGCCUCGUCCAGGCGGGCUUGGCGCGGUCGGGCCAGUUUGCCUGCUCCGUCAUGUUUCGUAGAUCAUGUGCUGAAUGACGACGGAAAAGUUCCUUGCUUAAAAGCUGCAGCCCGGCAAUAUUUGUGUCCUUUCCAGAGACACCUCUUUCCCUGGCUGUCAGUGUCACUGCUGGCGUGGCCCUGGGCCUGCAGAGCGAUCGGCAGGUUCCCCGGUUCACCACGUCCUGCCUUCUUCACGACCCUGCGAAGCGAAACUUCCUCUGUCUGUCUCUGCAGGUCCCUUGCCGCCGUGAUGAAGUCUAAAGGGGUGCAAGUGCUCGUGAUUCUUGUAGUUCUGUCCUUUGGCCUGGUCCACUUCCGCUUCCUACCCUGCAGCAACCAUGCCCCCAGGGAAGAAAAGCCUCCUCCAGUCCACAUCCUCAUUCUGUCCUCCUGGAGGUCGGGAUCCUCCUUCACCGGGCAGAUCUUCAGCCAGCACCCCAGCGUCUUCUACCUGAUGGAGCCUGCGUGGCACGUGUGGGUCACGAUGUACCAGAGCAGUGCCAAAGCCUUGCACAUGGCGGUGCGGGACUUAGUCAGGUCUGUCUUUCUGUGCGACAUGUCUGUGUUUGAUGCCUACAUGUCUGGCCAGAAGAAAAAGUCUGACUUAUUUCAGUGGGAGACAAGUCGGGCCUUGUGCUCCCCCCCUGCCUGCGACUCAUUCAGCCGCAGCGACAUCAUAACUGCGGGCAAUUGCAGGACGAUCUGCGGCAAGUACCCGUUCAGCAAGGUGGAGGAAGCCUGCAAAACCUACAGGCACAUCGCCAUCAAGGAGGUCCGGAUCUUCGACCUGAAGGUCCUCUACCCGCUGCUCACUGAUCCCUCUCUGAACCUCAAAAUCAUUCACUUGGUGCGUGAUCCUCGUGCCGUGUUCAGGUCCCGGGAGAAUACAGUGGCUGACCUCACACGUGACAGCAACAUCGUCGUGGGGGCCCAGAGGGCAAAGGGAGAAAUGGGACCUUACAACACAAUGCAGGAAAUCUGUAAAAGCCACGUUGAGAUUUACAAAGCGGGCAGCCAGGCCGUUCCCAGCUUCCUCAAGGACCGCUACCUGCUGGUGCGCUACGAAGACAUUGUCAGAGACCCGCUAGCAAAGGCUGCUCAGAUGUACAGGUUUGCAGAACUCCAUUUCACCCCAGAGCUUCAGAAGUGGGUUCACAACAUCACCCAUGGGAAGGGGAAAGGAGCACAGGCCUUUGACAUUGGGUCCAGAGAUGCAGUGAGUGUAUCCCAGGCCUGGAGGAAGACCCUUCCCUUCCAGAAAAUAGAAAAAGUGCAAAAUGUGUGCAAGGAUGCAAUGGACUUACUGGGCUACCGGCUAGUUCAGUCCGAAGAAGAGCAGAAAAAUAUGUCGCUGGAUCUUUUGUUUGCCCAGAACUCCUCUGAGUGACAGACUCUGCAGGCAGAAAAGCUGCUCUCUGCGCCGGCUCUCUGAAGGCUGCAGUAUGCAGAACUAUUUGCUAAAGCAGAAGAGGACCGAGGUGCAUGCCUACGUGUGUGUGAGUGUGCAAGUGUGGGCUGUGAAAGGACCGGUAACACAGGAGCAGUGCUGCGAGGUCCUGACUGCACCUGUGACAGCUGUCCCAGCAGAGCAGCAUCAUUCUCCAAGGCCAGGCAAGCGCGUUGUCUUGGAACGGCUCCCAGAGGCUCAGCAACAAGGCAGGCUGGGGUCCCUUUUCCAAAUAAAGCCCAGGGUUUAUGCAAGAGAGGAAGUAGGUGCAGGUGGGAGCAAAUAAAACGCCCAGGGAGCAGGACCAGACAGCAGAGCCCAAAUCCUUCACAAGCCGCAGCUAAAUACCAGUGAAACCACACAGAGCAAUUGCACUGCCAAAGAAGAGGGGAUACAAGUGGAAUCUGGACAAAGAGCACAUUCCCCGGUCAUGCUGCUACCGCCAUUAUGUGAUGCCAGAAGAGGCACAAGGAUGACCAGAUACUGGUUUCUGGAAAGAUUCCCCUUUUUCUCAAUGGCUGAGUUUUCUAGCCCAGUUUUUCUUUUUCUCUGUUCCUGUGCAUGAGCAGCCAGCAUUAGUAGCAAUGCUGGGAAAGAUGUCUGUUCGCUUACUGUAUAAUGGAAAAAUAGAAUAAAUCUGCUAUAGCUGGUAAUAAAAACACUGUUAGUUUGGGAAUGGGAAUCCA